CAACUGCUCGAAAAACAAAUCCAAUAAACAUUUUCGAUCGACAAUCGAAUAAUUCUGUCCGUUCAAAUAAAAGAAUAGUACGAAUUUUGUGUGAAGGAACUUUCGACGUGAUACAUAUACAUUCAUCUCGCGGAAUACCAGGGCCGCGGACGCGCUGUUUAUGCGAAAUCCUGUGGCUCUCGUGGUGGCGAGAACGGAGAGCGCAGGCGUCCGGAAUCCUGUGGCGGCAAGCGAACUCCGAUUUUCUCUAGUGUCGCGUCAACUGCCGCUGGAGAGUCGUGUACAUCGCACCCUGCCGGCUAGGCUGUGCUUAACAACCCCUUCUUUUUGCGUGGCUUUACCACGUUCACUACUUUUGUCUCGUUAAAAGUUAAGUCCGGAAUUAAAAAGUACUUCCGAGAUGCGCCGAAUUUACGUUGCGCAAAUUAUUAUGCAUAUACACGUGAGUUUUGAACACUUUUUUGACAUUGUGUACUUGGUGUAAUCUGUAAACUCUUUUCGCGCCUUUUUGUUUUAGUAUAUUAAAAUAAAUGUAUAUCGUGACACUCGUAAUUAAUUCGAGAUUGUAAAGGAUUAACCUAACCUAACCGUGACAAUCUCUUCGUGAUCGGAGUUCCGAUUUCGAAACCAGACUGGAAUUUUCGAUUUACGUAUAAGAGGUCGUGAAUGAGUGUGCAGGAUCGGAAGGGCGAGUAUUGUGCGUGCAUUUUGUAGGAACGCAAUCGUUCAAUGUGAACUGGUGGACGCGAUCUCGCGUGGUGGCGAUUUCGUUCGAAAAGCGUUCAUCCCGAACGCGUCCCAUUUCCGGUCGUUUGCCGUUCGAAAACGUGACGUAUUUGCGAAGAAGUGCAUCGAUCAUGAAUUGGUGCGACGUGCAAGCUUACGCGGAUUCGGUCGACAAUUGGUCCGUACGUCGAGGAAUAUUCGCAUCGGACGCCAAAGCAUGAAGAACGACGCAUUGACGUAAUGAUGCAGAGAGCAGUGCUGCUGCUCUGUUGGCUGCCGCUCCUCAACCACUGCCACGCCGUAAAUCCAGGUUGUUCUUGUGUUGUAUACAGCAGCUCGGACAGACCUCAGGGUGGCACUUUUACAUCUCCUGAUUUUCCAAAACGAUAUCCACCGAAUAUCGAUUGUCUUCUGUACACAUUCAUUGGUCAUCCAGAUGAAAUUGUUGUUUUGACGUUUCAUCAAUUCAACAUCCGUCGUAUCUGGCCCGACUGUACAAGAGGAGAUUUCUUGAAGUUAUUUUUACACCUGGAGAGUAAGGGCAUUUCCGAAUACACCCCUUGGUCUGGUGUGCUUUGCGGAGAACUGCGUGACAUCCCACAAGUUCUUUACAGCUCGAGAUCAACACUCAUUCUGGAGUUUCACACUCAGUUCCCAUCAUCUAAUGCUACUGGCUUUUCCGGCACUUUUCGUUUCAUCGAUAGACGUUUAUUCGAGAUGGACGGUCUGCUGGUGCCCGGCACGAUGUGCGACCACGAGUUUGUCAGUUCGCAAUCGACGCCUCAAUAUGGACGAUUUUAUUCGCCGCGCUACCCAUCCUCCUAUCCGAAGAACAUCCGGUGCUCCUACCUCUUCCGGGCAAGGCUGAAGGAGAGAAUCCGUUUAGUCUUUGAAGAGAUUUCUCUGCAGAAAGGAGAUCUGAGUUGUCUGAAUAGAGCGGAUUUAAUCAAGGUGCACGACGGAACGGAUUCAGGGGCGCCUACAAUAGCCGUGCUCUGCAACCAGGGAACGGAAGUGGAGGUACUCAGCACAGGACCAGGUCUCUAUGUUGAGUUCGUAGCUAAUUCUGAAUGGCCGGGCCAGGGUUUCAAGGCGAUGUUCCAAUUCCAGCCAUUGGACGAUGCGCUGCAUCCUGAGCCGGACAAGGUCCCAGGAGCCGUUACGGGGAACCCCAAGUACUCAGUCAUCGGACCAGCUGUCAGCGCUACUACGUCUCUCUGCGAUAUGGUUUACAACAGCGAUACAACAAAAACAGGCAUAGUUAUGUCACCUGGAUACCCGAAUCCAUAUCCAUCCAGGACACAUUGUACAUACGACUUCCAAGGAAGAGGAAAGGAACGGGUGCAGGUGAUAUUCCAGGACUUGAAUCUGUUUCAUUCUCAGAGCAAUCCAAAUGAUUGCGAGGGGGUCGAUUCACUGGUGGCAUUCGUGAAUAUAGAUGGAAAGAAGGACAAAAUAGAUUCGUUCUGCGGAGAUAUACCACCGCGGCCUAUCAUGAGCAACGGUCCGCGGCUUUCCUUGGAGUUUCAGGGACUAACGUCAUCUCGCCAUUCGAGAGGCUUUAAAGCGACAUACACUUUCAUGGAAAACUUUGGUAUAACGACAGGUCGACAGGAGGGGCAGUAUCCGUGUGCCUUUGUUUUCAACAGCAACGAGACUCGGAACGGUACAUUCACGUCGCCAAAUUACCCUGGACUGUAUCCUCGUGCCACGGAAUGCUACUACUUCUUCAAUGGUCAAUCUAACGAACGAGUUCACCUUCAUUUUCACUUCUUCGACGUUGAGGGAGUGUUACCAUGCGAAGCUAUAUCAGCGAGCGAUUAUGUUGAAUUUUCAAACUAUAUGACCAGAGAUCGCAAGUAUCCGAGGCACUGUGGUCAACUGAAAGAAUUCGACGUUUACAGCGAGAGGAAGUUCUUCCGCGUUACGUUCAAGAGUAACGAUCGUCUCGACGCCACGGGCUUUAAUGCCAGUUACGUGUUCCUGGACGAGGAAGAAAAUUACACGAUGAAGAUACCUGCAAGCAACGGAUCGGCACGGCACGGUAUCACGCUUCCGCCCCCGCUGUUGCUGUUACUGCUGUUGUUCACGAGUUGUCUCUUCGUUGGCGGCGGAAGCUCGCAUUAAGAAAAGGCAGUCACAGCGACCACGCGGACGAGUCCUGGCUCAAUUUACAACGAACCGCAACUUUAAGAUCGAGAGCCAUCCAGAGUCGCCAAUAGCUCAACUCACCGAAGAAAGUGACGACCUCGUUGACAAAUUUGUCGAGAGGGAGUGUGUUACUCAAGUCUAUUAUCCGACCGGGACAUGAAGUCUUAAAUUUGUCUACGCAUCCUUUCUCAUUCUAUCUCAUUCGUUCGCGUCACGUCGACUAUUUCGAGGAGAAAGCAUCAGCGGUGAAAUACUUUUACGUCUAAACAGCGUGCAAGAAAAACGACCGUGCGGACGAUGUCAUUCAUCAGGAACUCGUCGCCCGUUACCGUAAACAGGAGAAGUGGGAUUAAUUGGCUGCGUGGCUAAAUUGCUAGUAGUAGCCUACGUGGGUAAGUUACAGUCGACAACUAAUUCUUCCAAGAAGAAUUUUUACUUUCGGAGAAGUAUAAAUAAAUUUUUGUGGGAUGGCUCGCUGC
Molecule: messenger RNA, 3356 nt
Organism: Mycetomoellerius zeteki
Lineage: Eukaryota; Metazoa; Arthropoda; Insecta; Hymenoptera; Formicidae
Gene: Sol1
Product: Sol1
Exons: 13
Coding region: 967-2853 (628 amino acids)
Cellular component (GO): plasma membrane
Source: RefSeq, a predicted model, not a curated record